Molecule: messenger RNA, 1476 nt
Organism: Silurus meridionalis
Lineage: Eukaryota; Metazoa; Chordata; Actinopteri; Siluriformes; Siluridae
Gene: sec13
Product: SEC13 homolog, nuclear pore and COPII coat complex component
Exons: 9
Coding region: 131-1093 (320 amino acids)
Biological process (GO): protein import into nucleus; positive regulation of TOR signaling; COPII-coated vesicle budding
Cellular component (GO): COPII vesicle coat; nuclear pore outer ring
Molecular function (GO): protein binding; structural molecule activity
Source: RefSeq, a predicted model, not a curated record
CCCGGUGCUUUUUCACGGCGGAACUUAUCCUCGGUGGUUGUGUUGCCACGUCGAAAACACAAGUAGCCGGUUUUUGUGUGGGGGAUCUCUUUUUUGGUAACUUGCUACACGCGAAACCUAAUAUUUAGACAUGGUGUCCGUCAUUAACACUGUGGAUACCUCCCACGAGGACAUGAUUCAUGAUGCUCAGAUGGACUAUUAUGGCACAAGACUGGCAACCUGCUCCUCCGAUCGAUCUGUGAAGAUCUUUGAUGUUAAGAACGGUGGCCAGAUUCUUGUGGCAGACUUGAGAGGACAUGAAGGCCCUGUGUGGCAAGUGGCCUGGGCACAUCCAACCUAUGGCAACAUCCUGGCCUCGUGUUCGUACGACAGAAAAGUGAUCAUCUGGAAAGAAGAAAACGGGACGUGGGAUAAAAUGUAUAAGUACACAGGCCACAACUCCUCAGUGAACUCUAUUUGCUGGGGACCCUACGACUUUGGUUUAAUCCUGGCUUGCGGAAGCUCCGACGGUGCCAUCUCCAUUCUGACCUACACUGGAGACGGGCAGUGGGACAUUAAAAAGAUCAACAAUGCACACACUAUUGGCUGCAAUGCAGUGAGCUGGGCUCCAGCUGUUGUUCCAGGCAGCCUCAUAGACCAGCCUUCGGGACAGAAACCCAAUUACGUUAAACGAUUUGUCUCAGGAGGAUGUGACAACUUGGUCAAGCUAUGGAAAGAGGAGGAUGGUCAAUGGAAGGAGGACCAGAAACUGGAAGCCCACAGUGAUUGGGUGAGAGAUGUAGGCUGGGCUCCUUCUAUUGGUCUUCCUACCAGCACCAUUGCCAGCUGCUCUCAGGAUGGUCGCGUCUUCAUCUGGACAUGUGAUGAUCCCUCUGGAAACACCUGGACCGCUAAACUCCUGCACAAAUUCAACGACGUCGUUUGGCACGUCAGCUGGUCCAUCACCGGAAACAUCCUGGCUGUGUCUGGAGGAGACAACAAGGUGACUUUGUGGAAGGAGUCUGUGGGCGGACAGUGGGCUUGCAUUAGCGACGUAAAUAAAGGCCAGGGGGCCGUGACCUCCAUCACAGACGGCCAGCAGAACGAGCAAUGAGACGGAACCCAGUGAAGAUGGGUUUACAGACGGAUGAAUUCAUUAAACCUCAGAGACUUUCUUAAUCCAAUAACCAUCAUUCCCCCCAACAACCAGUAAAUCCAGAUGGCCAGAAUAGUCUGCACUACUUUUCAAUCAAAUUUUUUUAACUCAAAGGUAAUAAUAUGUUCACUAUGAUUGAUUACUGCCUUGCAGCAGUGUUUGAAAUGCAGGAUUUUCUGAUAUGUCUUUUGAAAGUCACUUUAAUAAGCAUUGUGAUUGAUGAUCUGAAGGUUCAAAGCCCAGAUCUUGUAUUUAAUAUCUUAAAUUGAGAGUUAAUGAUAUUUUGUUUGAAAUUAGCUUACAGUGCCACUGGAUUAAAAAAAUAAAGUUUUAUAAUUAUA